AUGGCCGACGAGAGCCAACAACGAGCCGUGAACACAGCAUUUGCACCCCCGCCGCCCUUAUGGAAACACUUUACGCGCGAGAAUAUCGACAGAGUGGAGCAGAUCAAAGCUGAAGCUUCCAAGGGCGAAGAUUCACCGUCGAAUAGGAACAAGCAAUGGUCCGCAGCCAAACUGCGCGCUCUGCAGCUCCCCUCAGAACUUCGGUACCUGGUGCCACCGGACAUCCCUAAGGGACAAUACAGCGUCUUUGGCGAAUUGCAAACUCUGUCGACAGCAUUGCCAUCAUUACAAGAGCAAGGGAUCGAACAGCUCUACCCAGAACCCCCCGCAGCCGGUAUCGAUCAGAACUUGCAACCCUCGCCCCCUCUCAAUCACGCAUACUACCUUCUCAAGAUCAGCAAGUCUCUGCUCCUUAAUUUCCUAGAAUUUACCGGUAUCUUGUCGGUCUCACCGGAACAAUUUGAAUCCAAGGUCGAAGACCUGCGCAACUUGUUCAUCAAUGCGCAUCACCUUCUCAACCUCUACCGUCCCCACCAAGCCCGCGAAUCACUCAUCAUGAUGAUGGAAGAGCAGCUCAACCACAGCCAAGAGGAAAUGAAACAAAUGGACAAAGUAAAAGCGGAGGUUGAAAGUAUACUGGAGCAACUGCAAGCGGAGGGCAGCCGCGUGAGUGCCAUUGGGUCAGAAGACGAAACCGACCAGGCCAAAGCGCUGAAAGAAAAGGCCGAUGAGCACUCUCGGUUGAUCUGGGACUUACUGGACAAAGAAAUUUGA
This is a messenger RNA of Penicillium digitatum Pd1, 774 nucleotides long. RefSeq names its product mediator complex subunit MED7 (gene med7). NCBI's taxonomy places the organism in Eukaryota, Fungi, Ascomycota, Eurotiomycetes, Eurotiales, Aspergillaceae. Gene Ontology annotation, cellular component: mediator complex; core mediator complex. Gene Ontology annotation, molecular function: transcription coregulator activity. Gene Ontology annotation, biological process: regulation of transcription by RNA polymerase II. The record is from RefSeq and is a predicted model, not a curated record.